Molecule: messenger RNA, 1149 nt
Organism: Danio aesculapii
Lineage: Eukaryota; Metazoa; Chordata; Actinopteri; Cypriniformes; Danionidae
Exons: 4
Coding region: 91-726 (211 amino acids)
Source: RefSeq, a predicted model, not a curated record
AUUUAUCACAGGUAAGCCUGUUAGUAAUCAUAUUUCCAUUUAAAACUGCUUCCUCAUUUCCCUGUGACAGUCACUGUGGAAGGAACCACCAUGAUCAGGUUUUCUGUUGUAAUCUGCCUAUCAGUGCUGCUGUUCAGCACUUUGGCCAAACCAUACAGACCCAGGGAAAGAGCAUUCAAGGCUGACAAUGCAGUUCAGGACACUAUAGCCAGUUUUGAUGAGAAGAUGAUCCUAGAAAUGAAGGAGGUGGAGCCAAAGGAGGAUAUGGAUAUUACAGAUUUUGACAUCGAUCCUGACAUGAUGGUUUGGAAAGCUGCAAAAGACGAAAUCCUGCAGAAAUACAACCGACCUGAAGAGGAUAAAGACGCGAUCUACCACCCCUUUGACAUAAAACAUCCAGUUGACCCUGAAAUCUAUGUUCAGCCACAAGGAUAUGAUCGGGUACUGAAGUAUGACAAGCCAGAAGAAGACAGAGAUGAUAUGUACCAUGGCAGGUUUAAUGCAGCCGAGGAGCCAAUCAGAGGAGAGGAGGAUGUAAUUGGAGGUAAUAAUGUCAGACCCAUUUACUCAAGCCCCGAAGAGGACAAAGAUGACCUGUACCACGCCAAUGUCAGAGGACAUCCCUCUGACCAACAGGCUCAGCCGAUUCAUUUAUUUGCCAUACGCCCCAAAAGGGUGCACACAGAACCAGAGGUAGACCUGGAUGAUGUUUAUCAUAAGCAAUGAUUAAUUUAAGUCAUGUCUAAGGGACUACAAUUAUGGAUCAUAUCCUUUUAAUUCAAAUGAAAACAUUUAUUUAAUUGAAAAUGUGCAUGUCAAAAUGUUCAGCAUGUCUUGAACUCAUCAAUAACAUAAUUAAUAAGCCUUAUUAACUUAUUGUUUAUUGCUGAAUGUUUUAAACGAAUGUAGGAAUCUUUAAUUUUGAAAAUAUAUAACACAAUGACUGAAUGCAUUUUAUAAGACUGGCAAAUGUAUUAUAUUUCAUUGUUUUUAAAAUAAGCUAUUCACAAAGCUUACUUGAAUGAAAGCGCAAGUUGCUCACAAAAUGAACUGCGAUCAGCUGUGGAUUGAGCUAUACCUGAGAAGCUAAACUAAAAUAAAUGUUAUUUUUAAAAUUGUUUUAUUAAAUAAAUUGCCUGAAUUUCUUAA